CUGAGCAACGUUACGCUUAUGCACAGUGAAGUGAUUCGUUAGAGGGGAUUCAGCCCCUUUUGGUGUGUUUGACGUCUCCCAGCUUGUACAUGUGCAUGGGCGGUUUGUUCUAUGUAUGUUUAAGGUCAUGUGGGUGAUGCUAAGCAUUUUAACAGUCACUGAUGGAGACUAAUUUAACUCUCUCGGUGGAGAUACAACAAACAAACAAUGUGAUGUGUGUGGAUUGUCCAAGAGCUUUCAAAGCACAAUCAGUGUCUCAUAAACUUACUUAAAUGUGCAUAUAGCGCACACACACACACACACACACACACACACACACUCCCAGCCAUACAUCAAGGUCAGUGUCAGGUUGAUAUAAAUAGAGCUUCUUGUUUAGUAGGACAUGAAAUAAGUCUCCCUCAAGUCUGAAAAUUUGCCCACUCGUUUGCCCUUCUCUGACAGAAACCUUGUUCUUGCCUUCAAACUUUAGAUUCAUUUCCUCUCCCUAAUAAAAAAAAAAAAAGGCACGUGCCUUCAAGAGCACCAGGACAGAUAUCACAAGGCCGCCCUCUUCUCCCCCUCCCUCACUAUGAAGCCUUCACAUCUGCGCUAGGCUUAUAAAAGCCCUUGUGGUCAUGUCGUCACAGUUAGUGGAGUUUAAUCUGCACCACUAUGGAGAAGAUGAAUAGUAAUGUUGGAGGGAAGGCCACAAAUGAAGAAAUGCUCCUGAAACAUCAGCAGCUCCUGCAGAAACAAAGAGAAGUCAUCGCCUACAGGAUGAAGAAACUGGCUGCUAAGCAGGUGGAGAUAACAAAAAAGUCCAACACAGUAAAGGAGAAAAUCAAGAAAAAGUAUGAGGACAUGAAACGCGUUCUGGAUGAGGAUCUUCGAAUCACGCUGACCCAGCUGGACACGGAGCUCGACGCCACAGAGAAGUUAGUGGAGGAGAGGAUAGAGGACUGUUAUCGCCUCACUCAGGAACUGGAUCUGGAAUUGUCCAACAUCGAGGCGCAAGUAAAAACACAAGAACUGGAUGUUCAGAAUGCCGACACAGAAAAAAGAAUAGCUGAGACUCUGAAGCGGACCGACCCGGAUCUCAUUCAGUUGGAUGAGUUCAAGAAUGAACAGCUACUGAGUCUUACCACCAACCUGCUGCUGUUCAUCAGAUCCCAGAUCCCUGUCACCAAAAAACUGCUUCAGAGCUAUGCUGCAGAUGUUGUCCUUGAUGCUGACACUGCCCACCCCAAGCUAAUCAUCUCUCCCGAGGGCGACUCAGCCACCUACACAGACACCUGGCAGGAUGUUCCAGAGACUCCCUCCCGUUUUGACACCACCCUAAAUGUAGUCAGCCGGCAAGGUUUCAGCAAAGGCCGCCAGUAUUGGGAGGUAGAGGUCAGCGGGAAGACCUACUGGGAGCUGGGCCUCACCUACCCGAGCAUCCCUCGCAAGGGCUGCGAGGAGGACUCCUGGCUGGGCCGAGGCAAAGAAUCUUGGUGUGUGGAAUACUUUAAUGGAGACUACACAGCCUGGCAUGGUGGUGUCCAGCAUGAGCUCCCUCUACUGGCAGGGAAGCAGUUCACUCGCAUUGGGGUGUACUGCAGCUUCCCUGGGGGUAUGGUGUGCUUUCUCGGAGCUGAUACCAUGACCCCCCUCCACUGCUUCUGUGCUGGGACCUUCACUGACACCCUACAUCAAGCAUUAUGUCCUGGUCACGACAACGACAGCACAAACUGGAAGUCCCUUAAGAUCUGCGAUGUCUCCCGAUCAGCUCCUGUUCUCUGAGGCAGGGCGGGAAGGCCUCAGGGACAGGAAGCAUGGAGCAGAAAUGUAGCCAGGAAUGCGUUGCGCUGUGGGGCAUGCGCAUCAGCCUGGCUGAUCUGACAUUCUUUACUGGUGACACAACGUCAGCUCUGGACGUUGUACGUGUCAGGCUAAAUUUGCCUAAGGGAAUUUUUAAAGUGAAUCUAUUUUAGAUGCCCAUGUCACGCCGUUCAUCUGGUCUAUUCACGCUUUUGCUUAUGGUGGACACACCAAAGACAACAUGAGGUUUGUCAGUGUAGUGUAGCGAAGCCUUUGUAUUUAAAAGUUUAUUUCUAAUGCUACGAUGAAUCAGAUUACUCAGAUAAGGAAUUGCAAAAGACAGAGAUUGACUUGGAAAAGAAAGUCAGGAGUCUUUAAUCAAGAAAUAUUAAGAAAUAACCAGUGAUAUGUUUUUGAAUACUGAAAAUUGAUUUGCAGACCAUUAAUUCUGAAAUUGUACUGAGGCUUUGACUGCAUAUUCAUAUUAGGAUCAAUUCAUUGUUGUUUUAGGUUUUCAUGAUAUUUCUUAACAAUAUGUUUAGAACACAGCCAACCUACUCUCCUAUUACUAAUAAGAUCAACAUCAAAUACUAUUACUACUAUCGCAAAUUGCUGUAUAUUAAACCUAACAAUGAGUAUAACUAACAAAAAAAUUUUUUUGUGUUUCAUCCUCAGUCUUAAAAAAACAGCAGCCUUUUAAUGUUCAAUGAUGUUGACAUAUGAGCAAGAAAAAUGACACCCAACUCUAUUGCACAAUAAAUUCUUUAUGUUUAAUACAAUAAAAUGUUUACAUAAGCA
This is a messenger RNA of Scatophagus argus, 2577 nucleotides long. Its product is annotated as E3 ubiquitin-protein ligase TRIM39. The record is from RefSeq and is a predicted model, not a curated record. Bases 652 to 1761 code for a protein of 369 amino acids. Gene Ontology annotation, molecular function: protein binding. Lineage: Eukaryota; Metazoa; Chordata; Actinopteri; Scatophagidae. The transcript is spliced from 6 exons.